GUCCGGGUCCCCGCCGAGCCGCCGCCGCCAACACCGAGGUGCCCAGGCCCUCCCCAGCCGCAGCCGUCACCGUGGAACGGGCUGCGCGGCGCAAGCACGAGGAGGCGGCCGCCAGCGCCGCCCGCAGCGGAGGAGGAGAAAGGGUGCGCAGCCCGGAGGCGGGGUGCGCCGGUGGGGUGCAGCGGAAGAGGGGACCAGGGGGGGACUUCGUAGCAGUCAUCCUUUUUAGGAAAAAGAGGGGGGGCAAACCCUCCCCCACCACCUCCUUCUCCCGCAGCGCACCACACACAGUGCGCGGGCUGCUCCUUGGGCACCCGCGGCCCCAGCGCGUCCGUGCCUGCAUUUAGCAAGCUGCUUUUUUUCCCGUUUCGGAAAGCGCGUUGGCCCUUCGGAGUUUAAUCAGAAGAGGAUUCCGGUCCCGGUCCCCCAGCUCCUCCAUCGUCCCCUUGGCGUGUCUCUCUGCCCUGGAGGUCUGAAGCGGUCCGGUGGAUACGGAUCCAUGCCUGCGCUCCAGCGUGUGUGUGCAAGUGUAAAUUGCCGAGAAGAAGGGAGAAUCACAGGACUUCUGCAAAUGCUGGACUGAAAAAUUGUAAUUCAUCUGCCGCCGCCGCCGCUGCCUUUUUGCCCCGCUGCGGUGCUCUUGAGAUCUCUGGUUGGGAUUCCUACGGAUUGACAUUCUCAGUGAAGCCGGAGUGUGAGGACCCAAUCUGGAAACCCUCCUGAUUUUUCCUCCACCUAGCCCCCAGACCCCAACUCCCGAUUCAUUGCAAGUUGUAAAGAAGCUUAUACAAGGAGACUUCUGAAGAUCGAUGGUGUGGUUGCCUUAUGUAUUUGUUUGGGUUUUACCAAAAAAGGGUAAACUUGACAGAAGAUCAUGCCGUCCUUAGAAAAUACAGUAAGUUCUUUGCACAGGAAUUUUGUUUAAUAUAACUUUCCAUGGACGCGUUUGAAAUAUUUUUUUACUUCAAGUGCAUUCAAGCAAAUUUCAUUUCCAGACAGUUUAAUGCAUUUUUAAACGUGUAACUUGUAGCGGAUAUACCUUUCUUACCCUAAAUAUAUAAAGGAAAACACACCUGAUUUUAACUUCCUAGGUCGUCCCGCCUCUUCACCUUUCAGCAUUGCGGAGGAAGUAGACUGAUAUUAACAAAGCUUAAUAAAUAAUGUACCUCAUGAAAUAAAAAGCAGAAAGGAAUUUGAAUAAAAAUUUCCUGCAUCUCAUGCCAACGGGGAAACACCAGAAUCAAGUGUUCGGUGUAACUAAAGACACCCCUUCAUCCAAGAAUGCAAAGCACAUCCAAUAAAAGAGCUGGAUUAUAACUAUUCUUUUUUUUUUUUUUUUCUUUCGGGGCCGUGGGGCGGGAGUCGGGACUUGAAGUGCCAUUGGUACCUGCAGCUUCUUUUCGGGGAAGGAUGGCGCAAGCCGGGAGAACAGGGUAUGAUAACCGGGAGAUCGUGAUGAAGUACAUACAUUAUAAGCUGUCACAGAGGGGCUACGAGUGGGAUGCUGGAGAUGCGGACGCGGCGCCCCUGGGGGCUGCCCCCACCCCUGGCAUCUUCUCCUUCCAGCCUGAGAGCAACCCAAUGCCCGCUGUGCACCGGGACAUGGCUGCCAGGACGUCUCCUCUCAGGCCCCUCGUUGCCACCGCUGGGCCUGCGCUCAGCCCUGUGCCACCUGUGGUCCAUCUGACCCUCCGCCGGGCUGGGGAUGACUUCUCUCGUCGCUACCGUCGUGACUUCGCAGAGAUGUCCAGUCAGCUGCACCUGACGCCCUUCACCGCGAGGGGACGCUUUGCCACGGUGGUGGAGGAACUCUUCAGGGAUGGGGUGAACUGGGGGAGGAUUGUGGCCUUCUUUGAGUUCGGUGGGGUCAUGUGUGUGGAGAGCGUCAACAGGGAGAUGUCACCCCUGGUGGACAACAUCGCCCUGUGGAUGACUGAGUACCUGAACCGGCAUCUGCACACCUGGAUCCAGGAUAACGGAGGCUGGGAUGCCUUUGUGGAACUAUAUGGCCCCAGCAUGCGACCUCUGUUUGAUUUCUCCUGGCUGUCUCUGAAGACCCUGCUCAGCCUGGCCCUGGUCGGGGCCUGCAUCACUCUGGGUGCAUACCUGGGCCACAAGUGAGGUCGACAAACCUGCCCCAAACAAAUAUGCAAAAGGUUCACUAAAGCAGUAGAAAUUAUAUGCAUUAUCAAUGAUGUACCAUGAAACAAAGUUGUGAUCUUUUUUUAAAGCAGAACACACACACACACACACACACACACACACACACACACACACACACACACACACAUUCAGGCAAAUGGUCGAAUCAGCUAUUUACUGCCAAAGGGAAAUAUCAUUUAUUUUUUACAUUAUUUAGGAAAAAAAAGAUUUAUUUAUUUAAGACAGUUCCACCGAAACUCCAGGCUUUGAAAACCGAACCAGGAAUUGCCAAGAAACGUGUGGCUCCACCUGCUGGCCUGUGCCUGUGGUCAUGGAUCUGUUUUCAAUAUUGGCCAAACUGGCCCACCAUCUAAAGAGCAAGUGGCACAGGACCCUGACGGCUGGGGAAGCCUGCAGUCUGGCUGCUAGAAGCUUUGAAGAAGGCUUCAAUGUGAUCUCUAUAUACUGGCCCUGGGGGCCAGGAUGCUAGAAGGAGCAGGUGCCUACAAGAAAGCCUGGUCUUCCAUGGACUGGAGAAGGGACUUUUGUAUAUGACUCACAUGGUACAUACCCAGUCAGAGGACAAAGGCUGGAAACUUCAGAUGAACUUGGUACCCACUGAGACUUCCCUGCUGAAAGACAGUGGUGGGAAAAUGCCCUUAAUCAUAGGAAAUUAUUUUUUUAAGCUACCAAUUGUGCCGAGAAGCAUUUUAGCAGUUUAUACAAUAUCAUCCAGUACCUUAAGCCCUGACUGUAGAUAAUCAUAUAUUUUGGAUACGCACACCCCCUCCUCCAAUACUCACUCUGUCUGAGGAGGAAACAAAGGCUUCUGGAUUCCAGGAAGUGGAUGUGUGACGACUUCUUCAGCAUCAGGAAGAAUGGGGUCACCUAGCGCUUCAGGCAGCCACAAGUGCCUGCUUUAUGGAGACCAACAUCUGCAGAACCUCCCUGUGGCUCAGCAACUUGGCCUGGGCAGCCUGCCCUGAGUGUGGCCCUCACCAGCCUCCUCACCGGGUUUGGAACAGAGCAGCUGGUCUCUGAGCUCAGACUUACCCAGUAAGAAAGAGCAAUAUAAUAGAGACUCACCAGGGUCUGCUACCCUCAGGCCCUCCAGGCUGGGCCUGUCUGGAGCAGGAGAACUGCUCUUUCUAAGACACUUGCCACUGUAGAGAGGAGAACGCAGGUAGUGCCCAUCCUGCCUGAGGGCAUAGUGAAGGCAGGAAGACCACCACACAGAAGAAGAAGCCCGGCGGAGCUUUAGGUGGCCACAGGUACCUGCUGGCAGUGCUGUCACAUUUAAGGCAAGGCUUUAAGUUACUUUGGCCAAAAAUCCUAAGGAGGCAGUGAAGCGAGGCUCACGGAGUCGAUGACCCGUGUCUAUGGAUUUACAUGUAAAACAUUAUCUUGUAGUUUGGUUCUAUUUGAAAAUCUGACAGAGAGAGAGAAUAAAAAGUUUCAGGAAUGUAUGGAAUGUGGAGAUUAUCUAUACAUCCUGGGGCCAAAAAAAAAAAAAAAAAAAAAAAAAGAUGGUAUAUUAUGGAGGAAUAACAAAAGAAGUGAUGAAAUUUCCAGCUAAUGAAAGGGGAACCACUUUUUCCCCAAGUUCAGAAUUAGCAUGGGGGUAUUUGUGGAAUUACCUUUGGGGCAUUAUCACACCCUGUACCAUUCAUCUGUAUUAACGUUGGAAUGUACUUCACUCAAUGUUUAUUGCUGUGGUUGAUAUUUCAAAAGCUGCUUUCAAAAAGAAUCCAUGCAUCUCAGCAUUGUUUAAAUUGUAUUUAGUUAUGACCUCUAGAAUGUUUGUUAGUCACACAAACAGAAAAAGAUACUUUUUCCAUUUGAGGUAUUUGUCUCUUGAUUCUUCAAAAGCAUUUCUGAAAAGGUGGGAACAGCUUUAGAGAGAUGCGAGGAACCGAUGGAGCUGGGCUUGCCUGUUCCCUCCGCUGUGCUGUUGGAGCCUACCCCUCUGCCGGGACAGACCCUGGGAUUGCUUAUCAUGAUGGAUAUAGCUGUUGCCCACUCGACCUUGUUUCUUCCAGGUUUACUUGUCCCUGGACGAUUCAGCAUUUAACUCAAGUUACCUAGGAUUUCAUGCAUGUUUGGUUAAACCCAUGAUGUUCAUUCACUUAGAAAUCCAGAUGGGAAGCAGAGCAAGGGGUUAGGACCUGGCUCUAGCAGCUGGGCCUUCAGAGGGUUGCUUUGUGUGGCCUGUUGGGCAUAGAUGUGUCAGGACUCCUCUUAUCCCCUGUCCCCCAGGCCUGCCUCCCUGUGCAGAGAGAGAGAGAACAAGGGAGAGAGCAGGAGAGCCAGAACUCCCCAGUAGGUCUCAGAGAACAGGAUGAUCAGAACUUUUCAAGUUAUUCUAGUUUUUAAGCGAAAUAUUAUCCUGUGAAAGGUUUACAUUCUCCACGCGAUGAAUAUGGAAUAAGAAACCCUGUGCUGCUAUCCUGCCAAGAUCAUUGUAAUGGAGGAGUCGGUUUGCAGUACACACCAAGUGACCGGCUCCUUCAAGCUGCUUCUUGAAGUAACGAUGAAGAACACAGACAUUUAUUUUAAAUAUAAAACCUGUUUCUCUUUUGUUUUUGUUGCUAUUGUUCAAACUUGGAUUUGUAGAGUAUUUGAAAAAAAUGUAUAUACAUUUAAAAGAAGAAGCAGCAGCAGCUCAUAGGAGUCCUUCAGGUGUGGGAUUUUGUUUUCUGAUUUGAAUGGCAAAUUCUCCAAGUCCCUGGACCCUAGAACUGGACAGUAUUGUGGCUGCAUUUGCUCUAAAAGUAGUUGGUGAUGCAAUUUUUUUUCUUGUUAAAAACAUGUUAGAAGCAAAGAGUAUACAUAGAAUCUGACUUGACUAGCCUUUUUCUUCCUCUUUUUUUUUAAUAACCUCAAUUAUUUUGCAAUCAGACAACAGAGAGCCAUCUGCAUGUAGUUCAUAUUUCAGAAGGGCUUCACACCCAAAUCUCACCUCCUCUGUAAGCUUUGAAAUCUCUCCAUCAAUCAAAGCCAAGCAGACGUAGAAGUGGGCUGAGAGACUCAGAGAGAGCCAUCGAGAAGAGCAGCCCAAUGCCCUCCAGAGCCCCAGUACCCGCCCAGGCUCUCUGAGAGAUGGCAAAAAAAACAGAGAGGUUGAUCUUCAGUGAUUCCUCAGGGCCUGAACUUGCGUGAAGGCUUGAGAUGUCCAUGAGAGCCACAGUUAAGGGAGCACUUUCAUGUAGUUCAAGUAAAACCCUCCAUCCUGUCCAGCUCGCUUGUCUCUGGAUGUUUGGGUGUGGCCUUUAUUCAUACAUACAUACAUUUUUUCCACAGGCAUAUUCUUAUUUAUUACAUCUAAGAGCAUUGCUGGGUCUAGGAAAGGGGGAAGCAGGGUUUAGGAAGUGCUCAUAAGCCAGGAGGGAUUAUAAUAAUCAGGACUGAAUGUAGAUAAUGGGUGGCAGUACCCACAUGUGUAGGUCCCACACUGAAUAGAAUAGGCAGAAUUGUGAAUAGCCCGUGUUUGUAAUGGAGCCUAGACUAAAACAACUCAUAAAUGUGAGCUUCAACUCUAACUGUGCUUUGAAGGUGAUGGGUGUCUCUAUACUUCCUUAUCAGUUACAGUUAGAAAUGUACACCUACCCUAUCAGGAAAAAAUAACAGGAAAAGGUUGAAAUAUAAGCCAGUCUAAGGAAAUUAGGGAGCCACUAAAGUUCUCUUCUGAGCUUAUACUAUGGUCUCUAUUGCAGCUCAGACAAAUAUGAUCACACACUUUUUAAGAAAUACAAUUCUCCAUUGUCGGGCCCAUGAAGGCUCUGAUCUGAUCUGUAUUGUUGCCCAAUUUGGGUCUUUCAGGGAUUUUUCUAUGCCAUUAUUAUAGGGACAAAGGACACUUGUUAUGAGGUGGGAGAGAUGAAGAAUUCUUACAUGAGUAGAACAUUUCCUAGAUUGGGCCAGGGUGUGAAGGUCUUCAGCAAAAUCAAGGCUGUGAGAAGUGAGGGACCUUUAUGGGGGUCAAAGUUAUGUUCGCCUGAGGACUUUUUGCAAGAAGCAAGGAAGCUCUAUGGUACAUUUAUACUCCAGGGACAUUGACCUAGUUCAAAGUCUGGCUUAAUAUGGUCAAGCAAUAGCAUAUGUUUCAAGUUGGAUAUGGCUAAUGAGUGUUUAAACAGUAAGUUUGACAUUUUAACCAACAGGGUAUUUAAACAACAACUUUCCAGUUGGUAGGGACAUCUGUUUCUCUCUGUUUAUUAUACACAACAUAGAAAAAAUUCAAUAAGAUUGAAUUAAGUAAAACAUUGUGAGACUGAGUUAGGUAAACGAUUGUGGCAGUCCCUUAGCCUUGGCCAGGGAAUUAUUCAAUCCGCUAUAGACAUCUGUGCACUGUGCAUCUCUCCAGGCAUGAAGAAAACCAGGUAGAGGGCAGAUGGCACCUGAGCACUUCAUCCUGGAUAUCUAAGAAGAAUAACAUAAAGCCAGUGUUCCAUGCACCAAGUCCAGUACAGAAGACAAAAAGAGUCACAGAAGAUGGAAAAGCUAGCUAAUCAGAAAUCCUGGGAAUGUUAAGUGUGCCGGCCAUGUGGCUAUGCGGCAAUGCCUGUACCUUCCCACUUGGGAACCUGCAGUGGGCCCUCCAGCUGGCUCCCUUCAUGAAAUCCUCCCCUCCGAGAUAACAUCUGAAGGAUUGAUGGCAGAUUCAGUUUCCAUUAGGAGAUAUUUUCCUUUGGAGACAGGGGUUCUCUAUUAAAAUAUCUUCUUAGGUUUUCAGCUAAACUUUGCUUUGGCUUCAGCUAUAGUGGGGUUCUUUCUAAGUAAAGUAAUGUUCAAAUAAGUGUUUUGUAUUGGAAGCUUUGUUAUCAAGAUUUUCAUACUUAUAUCCAUGGGCUGCUUUUAAGGUUGAUACUUUUAGGCGUGGCUGAUGCCUAUAGCACUGUACAUACAAGAAAUAUAUAAGUGUAUUUGGCAUACUUAAGGUAAAAUAAGUCUCCAGUUGGCUACUGUUACAUAUAAUGGCUCUUUGUUUGUGUUGUUAGAAAACAUUACAUUGCCAUUAACUCCCCAUGUCUGUCUGAAAAAAUAAAAUAAAAUACAGUGAGCAGCACC
This is a messenger RNA of Mus musculus (house mouse), 7209 nucleotides long. It is a transcript of the gene Bcl2, whose product is annotated as B cell leukemia/lymphoma 2. NCBI's taxonomy places the organism in Eukaryota, Metazoa, Chordata, Mammalia, Rodentia, Muridae. The record is from RefSeq and is marked reviewed. Gene Ontology annotation, molecular function: identical protein binding; protease binding; channel activity. The transcript has 2 exons. Gene Ontology annotation, biological process: negative regulation of anoikis; regulation of apoptotic process; negative regulation of apoptotic signaling pathway. Gene Ontology annotation, cellular component: mitochondrial outer membrane; protein-containing complex; nucleus. Bases 1411 to 2121 code for a protein of 236 amino acids.